This is a messenger RNA of Cololabis saira (Pacific saury), 9349 nucleotides long. RefSeq names its product laminin, alpha 1 (gene lama1). Gene Ontology annotation, cellular component: basement membrane. Bases 78 to 9272 code for a protein of 3064 amino acids. The transcript is spliced from 64 exons. The record is from RefSeq and is a predicted model, not a curated record. Gene Ontology annotation, molecular function: extracellular matrix structural constituent; signaling receptor binding. NCBI's taxonomy places the organism in Eukaryota, Metazoa, Chordata, Actinopteri, Beloniformes, Belonidae. Gene Ontology annotation, biological process: regulation of embryonic development; axon guidance; blood vessel morphogenesis.
CUGACCGCUGCAGCAUCAGUCUAGUGCUCCCACAGAUAGCACCGGUCCAGGUCCAGUGGGACCCCAGCUGAGCAGAGAUGAAGUUGUUGGUUCUACUGUUGGUGAUGGAGUGCUCUUCAGCCCAUCAGAGAGGUUUGUUUCCUGCCAUCUUUAAUCUGGCCUCCAAUGCUGACAUCAGCAGUAAUGCCACAUGUGGAGAUCCAGAACCUGAGGUUUACUGUAAGCUGGUGGAACAUGUUCCCGGGCGAAGAAUCAAGAACCCACACUGUCCCAAAUGUGACGCCAACUCAGUCCUGUCCAAAGAACGCCAUCCAAUCACGAAUGCCAUUGAUGGAACCAACCAGUGGUGGCAGAGCCCGAGCAUCAAGAACGGACAUCAGUUUCACUGGGUCAUCAUCACACUGGACCUGAAACAGAUUUUUCAGGUUGCUUACAUCAUCAUCAAAGCAGCCAACUCCCCCCGACCAGGUAACUGGAUCCUUGAGCGCUCUCUGGACGGUGUGAAAUUUGAGCCAUGGCAGUUUUAUGCCAUCCAUGACUCAGAGUGUUUGACUCGUUAUAACAUCACACCGAGACUUGGUCCCCCUACCUACAAGAGUGACACUGAGGUCAUCUGUACAUCUUACUACUCUAAACUGAACCCUCUGGAGCACGGAGAGAUCCACACUUCCCUGAUUAAUGGCCGUCCUGGAGCAGAUGAUUUGACAUCCGCCCUCCUGAACUUCACAUCGGCCCGUUACAUCAGACUGAGGCUUCAGCGAAUCAGAACUCUGAACGCAGACCUGAUGACGCUGAGCACCCACGACCCCCGAGAUAUCGACCCCAGUGUGACCCGGAGGUAUUAUUACUCCAUCAAAGACAUCUCUGUGGGUGGGAUGUGCAUUUGCUACGGACACGCUCAGAGCUGUCCCCUGGAUCCUAUUACCAAGAAGCUGCAGUGUGUCUGUGAGCACAACACCUGUGGAGAAAACUGUUCCAAGUGUUGCCCCGGGUACCACCAGCAGCCAUGGCAACCAGGAACCAUUUCAGAUGGGAACACCUGCGAAAAGUGUAACUGUCACAACAAGGCAGUGGACUGUUUCUACAACCAGACAGUGUCAGAGCGCCAUCUGAGUCUGAACAAAGACGGCAUUCUUCAGGGGGGUGGAGUUUGUAUCGACUGUCAACAGAACACCGCCGGUAUCAACUGUGAGACCUGCAGGGAUGGAUACUACAGACCUGCUGAGGUGUCUCCAUACUCAGACUUUCCCUGUCUGGAGUGUGAUUGUGAUCUUAGAGGAUCAGAGUCUUCGGUCUGCUCCAGAGACAACUCUCGGCCAGGUCUGUCUGCAGGUCAGUGUGUAUGUAAGAAAGGUUUUACUGGUCGACGCUGUGAUCGCUGUGUGUUUGGAUACAGAGACUUUCCUCAGUGUAUUCGCUGCGAAUGUAACCUGUCAGGCAGCACCAACACUGACCCAUGCAGCCCCUGCACCUGCAAGGAGAAUGUGAUGGGUGCUCACUGCGAUCUGUGCAAACCAGGUUUCUACAACCUGCAGGGCAAAAACCCACUUGGCUGUACUGAUUGUUUCUGUUUUGGAGUGUCUGAUGUCUGCGAGAGCUCAGUCUGGAACACAACUCAGGUGUUUGUUCCAGAUGUUUUGCUCCAUCCAUCUUCAUCUCUCCAAACACCUGUUGCAGUCCAUAGCAAUGAUGUCCUCUUCUCCAGUAACACGUCGUCAGGUGCUGACCACCAACAGGAGCUGUGGUGGGCAGCACCCCAAAGUUUCCUGGGCAGUAAGCUGGCUUCUUAUGGAGGGUUUCUCAGCUUCUCUGUUCUGUAUGACAUCUCAUUAAACAAUGAAGACCGUUCCGUCCCAGCCCACUGUGACAUCAUCAUCGAGGGUAACGAUCGAGCUCUCCGUCUCUCGCCUCCUCGCCUCCUCCGUCUCUCUCCACUGGCUGAGCAAACGGUUGCCGUGGCAAUGGUCCCACAGUCCUUUGUAGAUGACCACACUGGUGCUCGUGUAACCCGGGACGACCUGCUGUUUGUCCUUGCUCAUUUGGAACUGCUUUUGGUCAGAACUCACCUGAACACCUCCACUGAUGGACCAAUACGUUUCAGCUUUGUCUCCCUGGAUAUUGCUGAUUCUAAAUCUGGUUCGGGGAUUCAGGCGGUUGCUGUGGAGAACUGUGAAUGUCCAUGGGGUUACAACGGCACUUCCUGUGAGGCAUGUCUCCCUGGUUUCUACAGAGUGGGUGGAGUCUUAUUUGGAGGAAACUGUAUGCAAUGUGAAUGCAACGAUCACGCCACCGAGUGUGAUGUGGAUGGAAUCUGUGUGGGUUGUACCCACAACACCACUGGCCCCCACUGUGACCAGUGCAUCCCUGGUUUCUAUGGUGAUGCCACGGAGGGGACAGCAGAUGAUUGUCAUGUGUGUCCAUGUCCUCUAACAGUGGCAUCCAACAGUUUCAGUCCCACCUGUGUCCUGGAGGCGUCUGGACAGGUGUUGUGUGACCAGUGUCAGCAGGGAUACACUGGGAGCAACUGUGACAGGUGUGCCAGUGGUUUCUAUGGUAACCCUCGUGUGGUGGGCGGAGCCUGUGUGGGCUGCGAGUGCAACGGCAAUGCCAGGACCAGUGAACCAGGACAUUGUGACACCAACACUGGGGAGUGUCUGCACUGCCUCAACAACACGGCAGGGAGACACUGUGAAGUCUGUCGGCCCGGUUACUACGGAGACGCAGUGCACUCUAAGGAUUGCCAAGAGUGCGGCUGUGAUGUCACCGGCGCCCUCUCCAGUGUGUGUGAUGUCAGGACAGGUCAGUGUUUGUGCAGCGAGAACGUGACGGGACGCACCUGUGACCACUGUCAGUCAGGCUUCUUUGGUUUACAAAGUAGGGGUGGCUGUAAACCUUGUAACUGCAUCCGAUCUGGAUCUGUCACCGAGUCAUGUGAUGAGGAAGGGCAGUGCCGUUGUGUGGAGGGCGUGGCCGGGACGAAGUGUGACCGUUGUAGCCGGGGCUUCUACGGUUUCCAUGGCAGCGGCUGCACAGCAUGCACCUGUGAUCACACUGGGGGGAACUGUGAUCCUGAGAGUGGGGAGUGUGUGUGCCCCCCCCACACUGAGGGAGACACCUGCGACAGGUGUGAGGCAGAAUACUGGGGUCUGAACCCCAACACCGGCUGUAAGCCGUGCAGCUGCAGUGUCACAGGAAGCUCGGCCCCCCGGUGCGACCCACUCACUGGCCAAUGUUCCUGCAACGAUGGCUUCUCCGGCCGGUCAUGUGACCGCUGUGCUCCUGGUCACUAUGGUUACCCAGCAUGCUCAGCGUGCGGCUGUGAUGUGGCAGGAACCGAUGCCACAUUCUGCAACUCCACGACGAGGGCGUGUGACUGUGGCCCGACCGGGGAGUGUGUGUGCAAGGCGGGUGUUUCCGGCCGGCGCUGUGAGGAGUGUGUUUCCGGCUGGUUCGGUCUGUCGGCUGAGAACCCCGACGGUUGUUCCCGCUGUUUCUGCUCAGGAUUGAGUCGGGACUGUGAGGAGCAGGGAGGACUGAGCCGGGUCCAGAUCUCUCUGGCUCCACCUCCAGCUCUCCUGUCCCUCGUCAGCCUGUCAAACUUGAAGGGUGUUGCAUCUGGAGUUUUCCUUCAGGGUGAUGAAACGUUACUGGAUACCCGCCAACUCAACACCAGCGGUCUGGCCGGCCCUCUCUACUGGAGGCUGCCUCCCCAGUUUGAAGGAAGCCAGCUGAUGUCCUACGGAGGUCUGCUGUCUUACGCCGUCACCUUCUACGCUGAGGACGGUUCCGGGCUGUCCAACCAGGAGCCCCAGGUGCUGAUGAGAGGCGGGCCCGUGAGGAGUCAGGUCAUAUACGUGGACAUGAGUGCUCCGAGCAACGGUGUGAGGACUCAGCACGGCGUCAGGCUGACAGAGCACAAGUGGAAGUACUUUAACUCGGUGUCUCAGAGGGCCGUGAGUCACGCAGACUUCAUGUCAGUCCUGAGUGACCUCCACUACGUCCUCAUCAAAGCUUCAUACGGGACCAGGCUCAUGCAGAGCAGGAUUUCUGGGGUUACAAUGGAGACAGCUGUGGAGGCGGAGUCACACAGCAGAGAGGGCGUGGCCAGGCUGAUCGAGUCUUGCGCGUGUCCGCAUGGAUAUGGCGGUCUUUCCUGUCAGGAGUGUGCGGCAGGGUUUUUCCGACAGCCUCAGUCAGAGAUUUCAUCUCAGAGCCAGAGGUCGACGUAUGUUCGUCCAUGUGUUCCAUGUCGCUGCAACAACCACAGCCAGAUCUGUGAUGCCGAGACUGGAGACUGUCAGGAGUGUCAGCACCACACCGUGGGCCAGCACUGUGAACUCUGCGGUGCAGGGUAUCAUGGGAAAGUCCGCGGCUCCAUCAGCGACUGCUCGCUGUGUGCCUGCCCCCUGCUGGACAACAGCUUCAGCUCUACCUGCAUGUCAGAUGGAUCAGGUGAUUUCCGCUGUACUUCCUGUCAGCCUGGCUACCAGGGCCGGUAUUGUGAGAGGUGUGCUGUUGGUUACCAUGGUAACCCCUCCGUGCAGGGUGGGCGGUGUUCCCAUUGCAACUGCAGUGAGUGGGGCUCCCUUCACCCUCGCUGUGACGUGCUGAUUGGACAAUGUGCUUGUAAGGCUGGCGUCAGGGGCCGGCUAUGUGACCAGUGUGAUGAGCGCCAUGUCCAGCAGGGAGAAGAGUGUGUGUCGUGUGAUGACAGCUGCACUGGCGUUCUGCUUGAUGACCUGCACAACCUGCACCAGCGGUUCCUGUCAGUCAGCGGCGUUGCCAUGGCACCUUACCGGCAGCUGGUGCUGCUGCAGAAUCACACCAAACACCUGGAGGUUGUGAUGUCACAGAACAGCUCUGCUGUACUUCUGUCCAGAGUGGAAGACGACAUGAGUCACGUAACGUCUGAUGUCAACGCUGUGCUGCAGCAGGUCAAACAUCUGUCCAACAAGCUGUUGGAACUGGGGUUGUCCAGCAACAGAAGCUUGAUCCGAAGUGCACGCCUUCUAGAGAGCAUCAGUGGCCUUCAAGACUACGUUGAGGUACUGCAGAGAGAGGCGGGGCAUCUGAACCAGGCCCCUGAGGAGGAGCUUCAUGCAACCAAACAGGAGCGUCUGCUGGAAGAAGUAGAGUCCAUGUUGGAAAGCAUCAGAGCUGUAAAUCUAACAGCUGCCAAGUCUGCCGUCAGUCAGGAGCUCAGCUUUGCAGAGUUGCUUGUCAACUUGCUGCAGGUUGACUUCCUGUCCAUCACGGUGGCACUGGAAGACAAGCAUCACUCCUUCAUCACCUCCCUCAGCGUUGCCGUGACAACACUGCAAAACACAAGCCAACUCCUAAACGAGGCUUCACAGAGAAACACGGAAAGCAACGUUCUUCUGGAGGAGGCCCACACUCUGCUGCACCGAUACCAGUCGACCCACCAGAACCUGACUGAAGAGUGUGUGUUGGUGGACGGAGUCAUGGAGGACAGUCAGCUGAUAUUGGCCAAUGCAGUUGGUGGGAUGGAGGACUUAAUGAACAGUAGUACCCAGGUGGAGCCGUUGGCCACUCAACUGGAUCAGUGGCGUCCCCUGCUGAGGAAACAUGUAGACAAUUUGGUCGUCAGACUGAAGAUGACCGACGCACUGGAGAGUGUUUAUCGUGCAGAAAACCACACCCAUCUACUCCAGAACCACGCCCACUCCUUGUACAGCUCCCUGUUGUCGGUCAGUAACAUGACUCAGAACAGCAGCCAUUUGGCCCAGCUCGAUGAUGACAUCCCAGACAAAGUGGACUCUGCCCAGAAGGAGGCAGCAACAGCACUUCUCUCUGCUUCCCUCGCGCUGAAUAUGACUAGCCAAUCAGAGAGUCAGGCCAGUCUCAACACCACGGCUGCAGUUUUAGAGGAAUGUCAACAAAUCAGUGCAGUGGCCAAAGACCUCAUGCUGAAUGUUUCCACGGGGACCAGCAGACUGCAGUUGGUCAGGGAUAGUGUGCAUAACUCCACCCACCUCCUCCAACAGCCAAUCAGAGAUCUGCAUAGCCUCCCAAAUGGUUCGUCGGUGCUGCUGCAGCUGGCUCACGUUCAGGCUGGAGCAGCGCGUUCUGGGCUGCAGCAGGUGCAGCAGCGGCUCCACAGGCUAAGAGAACAAGUGCAGCACGUUUCUUCUGUGGUGGACAACACCAACAAGACCGUGAGGGAGACCAACUGGCUGAUGUCUCACACUCACUCCGCAGCCAAUGAGGUGCAGCGCAAGCUGGAGGAAGCGGAGCAUCAGACUCAACAUCUGAUGGAGAAAAUCAAGCCGCUGAGCAUGCUGGGAGAAAUGCUCAGUAGGAACUUGUCUGACAUCAGAGAGCUGAUCGAUCAGGCUCGAAGACAGGCAGCAUCGAUAAAGGUGGCGGUCCAGGUGGACAGAGACUGCGCUCGUUCCUACAGACCCCAGAUUCGCUCCAGUAACUUCAACACUCUGAGCCUGACCGUAAGGACUUCCAGUCCAGACAACCUGCUCUUCUACCUGGGCAGCAACACUACUGUGGACUUUCUGGCUGUAGAAAUGCAUCGUGGAAAGGUUUCCCUGCUGUGGAAUGUGGGUUCAGGUAGCGCCCGUCUGGAGUUUCCAGGACUGGACAUCACCAACAACAAAUGGACCCGAAUCAACGCCACUCGGUUCGGGGCCCGUGGUGCUCUGUCCGUCCAUCAGCUGGACUCCCAGUCUACUCUGUUGCCAAUGGUGACAUCAACAUCUCCAGGUUCAUCCCGGAUUUUGGAUCUUGACGAACGUACGAUGAUCCACAUCGGAGGAGUAGCAGCUCGCUCCCAGAGCUCUGCGGUUCUGAAGUCCUCCUCCUUCAGCGGUUGUCUGGGUGAAGCUUUGCUCAACGAAAGAAACAUCGGACUGUGGAACUACCACAGCCGGCGGGGGAGCUGUGGAGGCUGCUUCAGCAGUCCCCAGGUAGAAGAGACUUCUUUCCACUUCGAUGGCUCUGGCUUCUCAUUGGUCCAGAAGUCCCUGAGAGCAACGUCCACGUCCAUUGUGCUGCAGUUUAAGACUUUGUCUCCAGGUGGACUGCUGCUGUACCUGGCCUCCAACAACACUAGGGACUUCCUGUCCAUAGAGCUUGUUGAGGGGCGUGUCCGUCUGACAUUCGACCUGGGCUCAGGUGCUCUGGUCCAGACAUCAAACAGGAAGUACAACACAGGAGUAUGGUACAAGAUCACCCUGCAGAGGAACAAACGCAAAGGUUACCUGUCCAUCAUGGCAACAGGCCACUCAUCAGAGAAGGAGGUUUUGGAGGCUGAGUCCCCUGGAACAGCGUCUGACCUCAACCGCUCCGACCGUGACCCCAUUUACAUCGGAGGACUUCCUGCCUCCAGACCAAUCAGGCGACAAGUGGUGUUCCGGUCAUACAUGGGCUGCAUAAAGAACGUGGAGAUCGCCCGGUCCAACUUUGAUCUGCUCAGAGAUGCGUACGGAGUCAGAAAAGGCUGCAUUCUCAAGGCUGUGAGGAGCGUGUCGCUGUUGACAGGAGGCUUUGUUCAAGUCACACCCCCAUUGUUUGGUCAUGAGGUGGAGCUCCUGUUCUCCUUCACCUCCAGAAACCAAUCAGGUGUCCUCCUGGCGGCCUUCAGUGAUGACCGUCCCCACAGACAGCAUUUCCUAUCUGUUCACCUGGCCUCAGGUGCUGUAGAGGUUGCGUUUGGUCAGGUGGGCGGAGCCCACCGAGGGGUUGCGGUGAUUCAAUCUAAUGGAGGGUCCUUCAGUGACGGACACAAACACUCUGUGAUUUUGACUUUCCACCGGAAGUCUCUGUCCUUGCAGGUGGACGAGGAACAUCUAAAAUCCAUCUCUCUUUCGCCAGAAGUUUUUUCUCGUUUUUUGCCUUCUUCGUUCUUCAUUGGUGGGGUUUCUCCAGAGAAGGAGGUCCUUUUGCCUACCAGAUUACAGGAUUUAUCCAGGUCGUUCAGGGGCUGCAUCCAACACCUGGCAGUGAGCGGAGUGCUCCUGGACCUAUCAGCAGCUGUUAGAUAUGAGGGGGCGGAGCUGGACAGCUGCCUGUUGGAAGAGAGGGCCAUGGGGGCGGUGCUUCCUGAGGACCUGGAUGUAGAGCCAACACCCGACCCGGCAAACCUGCUUUUAGCUCCACCCACACUCCUUAGUGCCCAAACACCUGGAGCAAUAAUGUGUGCAUCACAGGAAGAGCCAACAUUUCUGCCAUCAGCAACUCAGUUUGGUUUGUCUAGACACAGUCACAUGGCCUUCAGGAUUGAUCCCAACAUGGUCCGCAAAAAUGUGUCUGUGAGGUUAUCUCUCCGGAGCCGGGCUCAGGACGGGCUCAUCCUCCUCCUGUCUGACUCCAGACAGACAGACUUUGUGGUCCUUGGUCUGAAAGAGGGGAAGGUCCGGCUGUCAGCUAACCUGGGGAAAGGCCCUGCAUCCGUCACCUCCCUCGUUAGUGUUAGCGAUGGAGAGUGGCACUCUGUAAGGGCGGAGGUGAAGAGGCAAUCAGUGGCCGUCUCUGUCGACGGCUCCCGCCCACAAUCAGUCUCGGUUAAAGGGAACCAGUUGAACGUUCUCAGCACGGUGUACCUGGGAGGAUUACCUGACCAUGUGACCACCAGGAGGAUCAAUGUCAGUAGCGGUCUCCCUGCGUGUAUUCGAUCCGUCAGCCUGAAUGGUGCCACCUUGGAUCUUAGCAAGCCGAUCUCAAAGCACAGUAUCGCCUCCUGUUUCACCAAGGACCAGACAGGAAGUUACUUUAACGGCAGUGGAUAUGCUGAACUGAUGCAUCGAGGGUACAAGGUCGGCUCUGACAUGUCAGUGUCUCUGGAGUUCCGGACGAGCCAAUCGGAUGGAGUUUUCUUGGGAAUCAGCAGUGCGAAGGUGGAUGCUGUGGGACUGGAGAUGGUUGAUGGACAGGUGGUGUUUAACGUGAACAACGGGGCGGGCCGAGUGUCGGUGCGUUCCAUUGGGCGGCUGCUGUGUGACGGGCAAUGGCACACCGUCCUCGCCAGGAAAACCAAACAUCAUCUCCUUUUGACCGUUGAUGGCAGGAAGUAUUCCACCCCUAACCCCUACCCACAAUCCACCUCUGCUGAGACCAACAACCCGGUGUAUGUGGGAGGAUAUCCAGGAGGGGUGAAGCAGAACUGCCUGAGCAUCAGAACUGCGUUCAGCGGCUGUGUGAGGAACCUGCAGCUCUCCAGAACUCACCAGAGCACCAACCUGGACAUCAGCUCCGCACACUUCCUGUUGGGCGUCACACCAAACUCUUGUCCUGCUGCCUAGUAACCAUCAGUCAGCUGUUAUAAACCCUGGACCUGUAAAACUGAUGGAGGUGGAUGAAAUAAAAGUUCCUGUCCGGU